This is a messenger RNA of Drosophila hydei, 1410 nucleotides long. It is a transcript of the gene Rtc1, whose product is annotated as probable RNA 3'-terminal phosphate cyclase-like protein. Gene Ontology annotation, molecular function: RNA endonuclease activity. Gene Ontology annotation, cellular component: nucleolus. NCBI's taxonomy places the organism in Eukaryota, Metazoa, Arthropoda, Insecta, Diptera, Drosophilidae. The transcript is spliced from 3 exons. The coding region runs from base 148 to 1296 and encodes 382 amino acids. The record is from RefSeq and is a predicted model, not a curated record. Gene Ontology annotation, biological process: ribosome biogenesis; endonucleolytic cleavage of tricistronic rRNA transcript (SSU-rRNA, 5.8S rRNA, LSU-rRNA).
GUUUUAGUGUGCACUUGUGCUAUCGAUAGUGAUUAUUAUCGAGCCACUGCCAGCUCUAUUGUUUACAAUUUCGAUGCACGUGCGAGCGCUGAAGUCAGAUUCUGUUUGAUUUUCUUUAUUUUGUGUAUAUAAAUAUAAUUUACAAACAUGCCGCCUAUAUCACAAGAAGGCAAUUGUCUAAUAUAUCGCGGCAGCAAUUUUCUAAAGCAGCGUCUUGUGUUGUCCUGUCUUAGCGGCAAGCCAGUAAAAAUUACACAAAUUCGCGUUGAUGAUGAGCAAGCACCCGGUUUACGUGAAUACGAGAUCAGUUUGAUACGCUUGCUAGACAAGCUGACGAAUGGCACCAAAAUUGAAUUGAAUCCAGCUGGCACCAGUGUCAUGUUCAGUCCCGGUCUUCUGCAUGGCGGUCCCCUGCAGCACGAUUGCUGCGUGCAGCGUGGCAUCGGCUACUUUUUGGAUGCACUGAUUGCACUAGGUCCAUUCUGCAAGUUCCCGCUGCAGUGCACACUACGUGGCGUGACAAACAGCAAAGAUUCACCGUCGGUAGAUCAUAUCAAAGGGGCUGCCCUGUCAUUGUUGAAGCGUUUCCUACUGGUUGAUGAGGGUCUGGAGCUGCGCGUUGUGCGCCGUGGUGUUGCCCCACUUGGUGGCGGCGAGGUAUACUUCAGCUGUCCCGUGCGCAAGAGUCUUCGCGCCAUACAAUUCCAGGAGCAGGGCAUGGUCAAGCGUGUUCGUGGCACUGUCUACGCCUGUAAGGUGUCACCGGCGAUGGCCAAUCGUACCGUGGAGUCGGCCAAGGGAUGCAUGCUCAAGUUUCUACCCGAUGUUUAUAUCUAUACAGAUCAAAAUCGUGGAAAAAUAUCAGGCAACUCACCCGGCUUUGGCAUCUGCUUGCUGGCCGAGACAACAGACGGUGUUUGCUUCGCUGCCGAUUGCAUCUCCAACACCAGGGAAGAGUCAGAUACGCCAUCUAUACCAGAAGACUUAGGACGAGAUGUGGCCAUGCGUCUGCUAGAUGAAAUCUAUCGCGGUGGCUGCUGUGAUGCUGCCUACCAAUGGCUGGCUGCUCUCUACAUGGCUCUCGGACAGAAGCACGUUUCCAAAUUCUUAACAGGCCCACUCUCUACAUAUACGGUGCACUUUUUACAGCAUCUGCGUGACUUCUUCUCAGUUACAUUUAAGCUGGAGAAUCCCGAUGCGGACGACGACGAUGAGGAUGAUGUACGUGGUGCGCAAAAGGUGCUCCUGACCUGCGUGGGUAUUGGCUACACAAACAUAAGCAAACGCGUUCUGUAAAUUGCUAUUACAAAUAAUUUAGAUACAAAUAAUAAAUCAAUACAUUUAUAUAAUAUACAACUUGAAAUGGUUCACAAUUCCCAACCGCUAUGUAGAGAAAUUAUUAUUGUGCAU